Molecule: messenger RNA, 1773 nt
Organism: Striga hermonthica
Lineage: Eukaryota; Viridiplantae; Streptophyta; Magnoliopsida; Lamiales; Orobanchaceae
Source: the annotation of a GenBank genome assembly
AUGUCAAUCGCCCAAUCCAACAUAAAUCCGGCGAUCCAACUCGCCGCCGCAACCAUCCGCCAGCACCACCACUGCAUACACUUUCUCCAGAAUUGCUUCAUCCCCCCACGCGCCGUGUCCUUCCGCCGCCUGACGCUCGGGGCCGCGAGUGUGAGAGCGUUCUCCACGAACGAGGCUCCCCCCGCCGACAUUCAGAAGCUUCCAAGUAAACCGUCGAUAUGCACGGCCGACGAGCUCCACUACGUCACCGUCGGCAACACAAAUUGGCGGCUCGCGCUCUGGCGCUAUACACCGCCUCCCCAGGCUCCUCAGAGAAAUCAUCCGCUGCUACUGUUGUCUGGUGUCGGGACAAACGCCAUUGGAUAUGAUCUGUCUCCUGGGUCAUCUUUUGCUCGUUAUAUGUGUGGCCAAGGAUUUGACACUUGGGUUCUGGAAGUCCGAGGGGCUGGCCUGAGUAUGCAAGGCUUGGAUUGUAAAGAAGUUGAGGAGUCAGCUCAUGCAAAAUCUGAACUAAUGGAAGCUGCUGCAGAAAAUAUGAUCGAGGGCACCCUCCCUGCUGGUUUGCAGAUAUCCACAGUCCAGAAUGAGUUGGUUAAUUCUGAGAUAGCUGUGGUCGGUGAAGAACCAAACGGAGUUGCAACCGCAUGGGAUGAACCCAAACUCGUCUCAGAAUUUUCAGAAUUUUUCACGCGUUUAUCAGAGAGGCUUUCUGGCUUUCUUAGUGAAAGUCAGUCAAAGAUUAUGUCUGCCAAAUUUUUUGAUCAAAUAUCGAAAUUCUUUGAGGAUUCACUUAUACUUGGACGUUUUGGUGAGAUAAAGGAAAAAGUUUUAAAUUUGCUAGACACAGAACAAAACUCCAGUGUAGCUGGACAAAUUAGGGAACUAAGUCAAAAGCUGGUAGAUGUCAUUGAAGAAGGUCAACGUUCUGUUUCACCCCAACUGUUUGAUCUGCAAGAACGCUUACUCACGACAGUGGAUGAUUUCCAGAAACAGUUGGACUUUAUUGUCAAAUAUGAUUGGGACUUUGAUCAUUAUUUGGAAGAGGAUAUUCCUGUUGUGAUGGAAUAUAUACGGGCUCAGAGCAAACCAAAGGAUGGUCGGUUACUCGCAAUUGGUCACUCCAUGGGGGGUAUUUUGCUAUAUGCAAUGGUAUCCCGAUACAGUUCUGAAGGAAGAGAUCCUGGAUUAGCCGCUAUCGUUACAUUGGCUUCGUCACUGGACUACACCACAUCUAAUUCGACACUCAAACUUCUUCUUCCUCUCGCUGACCCAGCACAGGCUCUUAAUGUACCUGUUGUUCCUUUAGGUGCAUUGCUAUCUGCAGCUUAUCCCCUUUCUUCCCGCCCACCUUAUGUCUUGUCGUGGAUGAAUGACCUGAUAUCAGCACAGGGUAUGAUGCACCCAGAAUUGUUGGAGAAGCUAAUCCUUAACAAUUUUUGUACUAUUCCUGCUAAACUAAUAUUACAGCUGACAACUGCCUUCCGGGAAGGCGGGCUCCGAGACAGAAGUGGUACAUUCUUUUACAAAGAUCACAUUCAUAAGAGUAGAAUUCCUGUUUUAGCCCUUGCGGGGGACCGGGAUUUGAUUUGUCCACCAGAAGCCGUAUAUGAAACUGUGAAGCUCAUUCCUGAGGAUUUGGUCACAUAUAAAGUGUUUGGUGAACCUAAUGGCCCACAUUAUGCUCACUACGACCUGGUGGGAGGACGGAUGGCUGCAGAACAAUUAUACCCUUGUAUAAUCCAAUUUCUAAGUCGUCAUGACUUGGAUCUAUAG